GGGGAGCCCAAGAAAGCAGAGUGAGUGGAGGGGGCUUGUUUGUGUUCUCCACCUCCAAAACCUCCUUUGCUUUCAAAUAUUCAUGUGCACUAGACGUUUGGAAAAACCCGGCUUACCCCUUGUUUAUGUGGGUGGGAUGUUCGUGCAGUUAUGACCUGCAUACUUUAAGUCAGUUGUCACUCCUCUACGAGGUUUUUCUGUGCAGUUUAGUGACACUUGCUCUCUGCUGUCUUGGGUCCUACAUGCGUCUCCUCGAGUCUCUAAACUGAGAUCAGACACUAUCCCCUGUUUAUCUUUGUGUUGCCAGCGCCUAGCACAGUUGCUGGCACCUGAUUGGUGAACUGUAUGUGUGGAUUGGAUGGGUAGCGGAUUCAUAACCCAUUUAAGGUAGUAUGGACACUAAUCUUGUUCAUCGUGACCAUCACCUUUAUUGUAACCAUCACCAUUCUGGUAAAGUGACGUUUUAGCCAUUAGGAGCUUAUAAUUUUGAGAAAUAUUUCAUACUCAAAAAAGUACACACCAAAAAAAAAAAAACAGACCCACCUCAUUUGCAAUGUAUUUUAAUAGGAUGUGCAAAAAAAGAAAAAAUGGAAAAGCCAAGUAUUUUAGAUAGUCUCUCUAUAUUACAAUAUAAUAUGUAUCUAAAAUUCAUUGCUGGGCAAUGAAGCUGGGCUUCCCUGGUGGCGCAGUGGUUAAGAAUCCGCCUGCCCAUGCAGGGGACACAGGUUUGAUCCCUGGGCCGGGAAGAUCCCACAUGCCGCAGAGCAACUAAGCCCGUGUACCACAACUACUGAGCCCAUGCACUGCAACUAUUGAAGCCCACGUGCCUAGGGCCCAUGCUCUGCAACAAGAGAAGCCACCAGACUGAGAAGCCCACGCACUGCAACUAAGAGUAGACCCUGAUCGCCACAACUAGAGAAAGCCUGUGUGUAGCAAUGAAGACUCAAUGCAGCCAAAAAUAAACAAACAAAUAAAUAAUGAAAUAAAUCUUUAAAAAAAAAAAAAGAGCAAGCCUGGGCGACUGUCCCGAUUGUUACUUUUUAAAGCUUGAUUGUAGGCAGUAAAAUCUGAAAAGGGGUUUUACGUUUGAAAUAAAUAAUUUCCGUUUACAAAUACAGGAUCCAAAGAGGGUGAAGGAUCAUUGAGGGAGUUUAGAAGUGGCUGUAUAAAGCCCCAAUGGUUCAAGUGUGCUGGGGCACUGCCCUCCCUCAUGGGGGCUGCCCUGUAGGAGGAGGGGCAUGAGGGUGAAGAAGCAGGGCUGUUUGACCUCAAGGUGGAUAAUCUGAUGACCUGGUUAGUGCACGCUCAGUUCAUUUCAGUGUACGUUUGGUAAAGUGAACUAGGGAGUUAGAUGGAGCCAGUGCUCCUGAAUGUUCUGUUGGUAAGAUGGAGCGUGUGUGUUUUCCUGUAGAAUCAUUCUAAUAGUGAUGGAAGACCUAUUCACCGAGUUCCUUUCACGUGUGGAGGACAGCAUCCAGAAUUUAAUACGUUCAUGGCUUGUUCAGAAAUGGGGAAGAGAUGAGUAAGAUGUACCCUGAAGUUUGCUUAUCAAACCAAGCCAUUCUGUUGAUACAGUGACUGACCCUUGCAUAAGCCCUUUGACUGAGGCCCAGCAGCAGCAUCCCGCCCAAAUGCAAACAACCAGAAAUUAACUCUGCAGGCAUCCAGGUGUGAAACUUCCAUGGGAAAGUCAGAUCCAUGCACUUUUUGUGGCAGUGGGAUUGCCUGCUAUUUUGGAAAUUAACUGUCCGUUCUGAUUUCUUUUUGGCCAAACAUGUAUGUGCCUCUUGAGAAAAUAAACAGUCUGAGUUCCUAUUCUAUUCAGUUUCCAGUUUUGCUUUAUCUUUGCAUCAUGCUUUGCAGUGUGCAGACAAGCAUAAUGGGUGAGAGUUCCAGUAAACUGGCUGGAUCAUAUUUCUUAGAUUGAGUCAUUGCUGAGAAACUUGUUGGUGAACAGGAAGCAGCCCAUGAAAACGUCUGUACACAGUAAUAGCUCAGACUGAGGAAACUGGACCAUUUUCUAGCUGAAAGACAAAAGGGUAGAAGGAUGCGUCUGCAACCAAGGAAUAGCAAAUUUGUGGUCUAGAGUUUUAAAACUUGUUGAAUAAUUCAUGUGUUGAGGUGUUUGAGAUCUUUUAUGCUGUUAAAAAUUGCAGGUUAUUCUAAUGAGAACUUACUGUAUAGCACAGGCAACUCGACUCAGUGCUCUGUGGUGACCUAAAUGGGAAGGAAAUCCAAAAAAGAGGGGAUGUAUGUAUACGUAUAGCUGACAGCAGAAACACAACACUGUAAAGCAAUUAUACUCCAAUAAAAAUUAAUUGAAAAAACAAAAAAACCUCCUAGUUAUUGAAGACUGGGGAAAUAAUCCUUACUAAGUUUUCUCUAGAAGGAAAACUUGGAUUAGUGGUAACUAUUAUUACCUAUUAGGAGUCUCUGCUGCCAUAGAAACUGGUUGCUAGGCCAGUUAUUUUUAAAAAUGGAACUGUAGUUACACAUAAAUUAACCCAGUGACAUUUACACUUGGUCUAGGUGGCUGUAAGGCCCCUUCCAUCUCUAACAUUCUGUGAUUCUAUAUAAAUAUAUGUUUGUUGUGAUUUGUUUUUUAUCACCUGCCUCAUAAUUAUUAUAGCAAUAUAUGCAGAAGUUAGCAGAUCAGUCCAGUGGAAUCAAAAGUACUUGAAUGUGGGCAGACUAUAAAAAAUAACCUGUCAUCUCAUCUGCCUUCUCUAGAAGUCUGAGAAAAUAAUUGGGCUUGUCUUGUGUAUCUUCUUAUAAUGAAGCAGGCGAGAAGUAAAUAGGCAGAUAAAUAUGAAAUAGGAUAGUCAUCAGCGAGAUGUAUUUUAAAAACACACCUGCUUGGUGUCAUUUUACUUUAGGAGUAAGGAUUGUGACUGCAAAGUAGAGCCUUGUGAAUCAAGGAUAUCUCUGUUGUUCAAUCAGUUCUUCAGAAUUCGAGCAUGCCCUCAUUUGUUUUUGCAUCUUCCUAUAGCUCUUAAUUUGGUUUAUACUCUAACGGAUGGUAGGAUGUGAUUCAUGUUCCAUCCGGUUUUUCCCAAAAAAUAUUUGAGCAGCUUCUAUGGAAAAAAAUAUUAAACCAGAUUUAGCUUUUAGGUGAACAAUAUAACCACCUGGGCAUAAUAUAAAGACUGGAAUAUAUGAGAGAAAAGCAUUACGAGGUGUAAUUUAGACCCUGAAUGCUAGUAGUUAAUAUUUGGAUGGAGAGAUCCAUCUCAGGAGAGUAAACUUUAAAAGAAGAUUUAUUAAUUAUUUUCUUAAUGGAAAGACAUGAUUUUAAGAAGGAAUCACUUGAGACAUUGUCUUAACACUUACAUACUGUAAAAUUGGAAGUGAGAAUCAGUUUUCAUUGUCUGUUUACGAAGUUAGUUUUCUGUGCAAUUUUUUUUUAACAGAUUAUUAGUGAAAUUUAUUUCUAGAAGGAAACAUCCCACUAUCUUCCUGUCAGGUGCAAGCUUCAUUUAUACAUUUGAAUGUAUAUAAUAGAAACCAUAUUAUUUUUCAUUUCAAAUACUUUUCUAAAGCCUUAGUUUACUGAAUUGCUUUAAUUUAGGAGGAGAUCAUGAUACCUUUGCUUUAUCUUUACCGAUUUUGGGGGAUCAUCGGAGCAUGGUAAAUGCUGGUUUGUUCCAAGCACUAAAAUUGGCUUGCAAAGGACAUACUAUUAUGAGAUUCUGUGUUUCAAGGGCUUUCAUCUUUGUUUAUCCUGGAACAAAGAUGUUCGUUUUAAAGUGGUAUGAGUUAAUAGUCCAACUUCAGAUUUCCCAUAAAACGUUAACAGAUUACCCAGAUGGCAAAGGAUGAUAUGUAUAUAUUUUCAAUGUGACUAUUUCUAUUGGGCCAGAUGGUGAUUUAACAUGAAUUGUCAAACAUUUAUGUUUCUUAUUAAAUUGUCUUAUUUUGUCGAAGCCAAGACAGCAACAUGAUGUGAAACACACUCAGGAAUCACGAAAGGACAACAACAACAAAAACUCAGACAGCAAGAAUGGCAGGCAGCAUUUGCUCCACGUGGCAUGUGAAGGCGCACAGCCAGAGCCUGCGUGGCCCUCGGGAAGCUUAAGGAAAUGCCUGUUGAAAUGCCAUACGUUUCCUCUCCCUCCCCAGACUCUUCUUAUCUGCCCUCUUGCUGGGCAUGCUUCCUCAGUGCCUCGGGUUGAAGUGUGGAAGAGCAGUUUCGUUCUUCCUUGGGCACUUUCAUUCCAUACAGCCUGUUGUCAUGCUCUUGUUAUGGGCACCACCCUGUUUCCUCUUAGAUGGUUCAAGUGCUUUGCAGAGAGAUGGGUCAUUUGUGGAGUAAGUCAUGUGCCCAGUCACAAGGCUCCUUCAAGACCGUUCACUGCCUGAAGGUCAGCACAGAACACAGCGCUGGGACUGCGGGGCUCCCCACCAGCGAGUUGUGUGUGGACAACACUUAUGAGGACAUGGAUUUGAUUGACAUACUUUGGAGGCAAGAUAUAGAUCUCGGGGUAAGUCGAGAAGUAUUUGACUUUAGUCAACGAAGGAAGGAGCAUGAGCUGGAAAAACAGAAAAAACUUGAAAAGGAAAGACAAGAACAACUCCAAAAGGAGCAAGAGAAAGCCUUUUUCGCUCAGUUACAACUAGAUGAAGAGACAGGUGAAUUCCUCCCAGUUCAGCCAGCACAACACAUCCCAUCAGAAACCAGUGGAUCUGCCAACUACUCCCAGGUAGCCCACAUUCCCAAACCAGAUCAUUUGUACUUCGAUGACUGCAUGCAACUUUUGGCAGAGACAUUCCCAUUUGUAGAUGACAAUGAGGUUUCUUCGGCUACGUUUCAAUCACUUGUUCCUGAUAUUCCCAGCCACAUCGAGAGCCCAGUCUUCAUUGCUCCCAGUCAGGCUCAGUCACCUGAAACUGUUGUCCUUCAGUUAGCCACUGCUGAUUUAGAUGAUAUGCAGCAGGAUAUGGAGCAAGUUUGGGAGGAGCUAUUAUCCAUUCCAGAAUUACAGUGUCUGAAUAUUCAAAAUGACAAACUGGCUGAAACUAACACGGUUCCAAGUCCAGAAACAAAACUGACAGAAAUUGACAACAAUUAUUUCUAUUCAUCAGUUCCCUCACUGGAAAAAGAAGUAGGUGACUGCAGUCCACAUUUUCUCAGUGCUUUUGAGGAUUCCUUCAGCAGCAUCCUCUCCACAGAAGAAUCCAGCCAGUUGACAGUGAACUCAUUAAAUUCAGAUGCCACAGUAAAUACAGAUUUUGGUGAUGAAUUUUACUCUGCUUUCAUAGCAGAGCCCAGUAGCAGCAACAGCAUGUCCUCCUCUGCUACUUUAAGCCAGUCACUCUCUGAACUUCUAAACGGGCCCAUUGACCUCUCUGAUCUAUCACUUUGUAAAGCCUUCAACCAAAACCACCCUGAAAGCACAACAGAAUUCAAUGAUUCUGACUCUGGCAUUUCACUGAACACAAGUCCCAGCAUGGCAUCACCAGAACACUCAGUGGAAUCUUCUAUCUAUGGAGACACACUGCUUGGCUUCAGUGAUUCUGAAAUGGAAGAGAUAGAUGGUGCCCCUGGAAGUGUCAAACAGAAGGGUCCUAAAACACAGCCAGUAAGGCCUUCUGGGGAUACAGUCCAACCCUUGUCAUCAUCUCAGAACAGUGCUCCAAUGCAUGAUGCCCAGUGUGAAAACACACCAAAGAAAGAAGUGCCUGUAAGUCCUGGUCAUCGAAAAACCCCAUUCACAAAAGAUAAACAUUCAAGCCGCUUGGAGGCUCAUCUCACAAGAGACGAGCUACGGGCAAAAGCUCUCCAUAUCCCAUUCCCUGUAGAAAAAAUCAUUAACCUCCCAGUUGAUGACUUCAAUGAAAUGAUGUCUAAGGAGCAAUUCAACGAGGCUCAACUUGCAUUAAUUAGAGAUAUACGUAGGAGGGGUAAGAAUAAAGUGGCUGCUCAGAAUUGCAGAAAAAGAAAACUGGAAAAUAUAGUAGAACUGGAGCAAGAUUUAGAUCAUUUAAAAGAUGAAAAAGAAAAAUUGCUCAAAGAAAAAGGAGAAAAUGACAAAAGCCUUCAUCUACUGAAAAAACAACUCAGCACCUUGUAUCUUGAAGUCUUCAGCAUGCUACGAGAUGAAGAUGGAAAGCCUUACUCUCCGAGUGAAUACUCCUUGCAGCAAACGAGAGAUGGCAACGUAUUCCUUGUUCCCAAAAGUAAGAAGCCAGAUAUUAAGAAAAACUAGAUUUGGGCAGAUCUGACCUUUUCUGAGCUAGUAAUUUUUGUGUACUGUUGUACUAAAAGCUCCUACUGUGAUGUGAAAUGCAGAAAUACACUUUAUAAGUAAUUCUAUGCAAAAUUAUAGUUAAAAUUAGUGUAGAAAAUAGAAAACUUUAAAAAAGCAUUAAAAUAAGUUAUCAGUAUGCUGAAUCAGUAGUUUCACUUUAACUGCAAACUUAAUUUCUUAGAACACCAUUUGGGCUAGUUUCUAUAUACAUGUAAAUACUACAAAAACUCCUUAUUUAUACUGUUCUUAUCUCAUUUGUUACGUUCAUAGAUUUAUAUGAUACAACAUCUGGCUAAAAGCAAAUUGUUGCAAAACUAACCACUAUGUAUACUUUUUUAAAUAAAUACUGUAUGAACAAAAAAAAUGGCAUUUUUUUUAUAUUAAAUUGUUUAGUUCUGGCAAAAGAAUAGUUGAAAAGCUGGUACUAAUAAAGGAAUAUUAUGAC
Hippopotamus amphibius kiboko is the source of this 6693-nucleotide messenger RNA. It is a transcript of the gene NFE2L2, whose product is annotated as NFE2 like bZIP transcription factor 2. Gene Ontology annotation, cellular component: nucleus. The transcript has 5 exons. Gene Ontology annotation, molecular function: RNA polymerase II cis-regulatory region sequence-specific DNA binding; DNA-binding transcription factor activity, RNA polymerase II-specific. The record is from RefSeq and is a predicted model, not a curated record. Gene Ontology annotation, biological process: regulation of transcription by RNA polymerase II; cellular response to oxidative stress. Lineage: Eukaryota; Metazoa; Chordata; Mammalia; Artiodactyla; Hippopotamidae. The coding region runs from base 4269 to 6206 and encodes 645 amino acids.